This is a messenger RNA of Esox lucius (northern pike), 729 nucleotides long. RefSeq names its product SRA stem-loop interacting RNA binding protein (gene slirp). NCBI's taxonomy places the organism in Eukaryota, Metazoa, Chordata, Actinopteri, Esociformes, Esocidae. Gene Ontology annotation, molecular function: poly(G) binding; poly(U) RNA binding; mRNA 3'-UTR binding. Gene Ontology annotation, cellular component: nucleoplasm. The record is from RefSeq and is marked provisional. Gene Ontology annotation, biological process: positive regulation of mRNA splicing, via spliceosome; spermatogenesis.
GCUCAGAGGUUUGUAGCAAGCUUUCCAAGGACGCGACAUGGCAACGUCGGCAAAGAAGAUUUUCGAGUUGUUUGUUUCUAAAGUACCAUGGACCCUUUCAAGCAAGGAGAUGAAGGAGUACUUCGGCCAAUUUGGUCAAGUCAAGAAAUGCCUCCUACCCUUUGACAAGGAGACAGGGUUCCAUAGAGGCUUCUGCUGGAUUGGUUACACGUCUGAGGAAGGCCUGCAAAACGCUCUCCAGAAAUACCCUCAUACAUUGGAGGGAGCAACGGUAUUGCUUAUUAGACUAGAUAAUGCCAACCCCAUUGCCUAUGAUUUGAUGGUAUACCCCAAACUGUCUAACUAAAGAAUUAGUGUGUUCUUUGUACAGGAUGUGUAUAAAUUCUUUCAUUUAGUUUGAAAGCCAAUUUGGGUGGUUUUACACAAAUACAAGUUGUCAGUGUUCUCUUUCUCCCAUUAUCUCUUUUCAGCUCCAAGUUCAAAGAAACCGAAAAGUAUUUGUGGGACAGAAGACAAAUAAAGAGGUGCCGGAGGAAAGCUAAAGGGGCGUGUAUCAGAUUUUUGUAUAUAUGAGGGAAUGAAUCAAAUAAUCUACAGAAAGAAUACUAGGCCAUCAAUCAGUUGGAUAUUCAGCGUGUGAUGUCUUUAUUUAUUGAAAUGUCUAAUGAUUUUUUUUUUCAUUCCUGCAAAAUGUUCAUUUUGCUGUAAAUAAAUUCAACAGCUGAGAUG